AUGAGUUUUUUUGGCGGUAAUAAAAAGACUCCAGAACAGGAGUUAAAAGAUAGUAAAAGAGAAUUAUCAAAAGGACAAAGAGAAAUGGAUAGAGAAUUAAAUAGAUUAAAAAUAGUUGAACAAGAAUAUAUAGGUAAAAUUAAACAAUUAGCAAAAGCAGGUAGAAAUGAUGAAGCAAAAAGGAUGGCAAAUGAUUUAGUAAAGUUAAGAGGUCAAAUGGAGAGAAUGAGAGCAACUAAAACUACAUUAUCGGCAGUAUCGACUAAAACCACAACAAUUAAAGCAAAUCAAACAAUGGCAAAUGCAAUGGCAUCUGCCACUAAAGCAAUGUCAACAAUGAAUAAACAAACCGAUUUAGUACAAUUACAAAAGACAAUGAUGGAAUAUGAAAAACAAACACAACGUGUUGAAAUGACCGAAGAAAUGAUGCAAGAUAUGUUUGAAGAUGAUGAAGUAGAUGAAGAAGCAGAUGAUAUCCUCUCAAAGGUUGUUGAUGAAGUUUGUUUAGAUAAUUAUCAAAAAAUGCCUUCUGUAGCUCAAAAAGAUUUACCUUAUUCUUCUAAAACUUCAACAUUUAAAACUGAAGAUGAAGAAUUAAAUAAACUUUUACAAAGUUUAUAA
Dictyostelium discoideum AX4 is the source of this 621-nucleotide messenger RNA. RefSeq names its product SNF7 family protein (gene vps2A). The record is from RefSeq and is a predicted model, not a curated record. Bases 1 to 621 code for a protein of 206 amino acids. NCBI's taxonomy places the organism in Eukaryota, Evosea, Eumycetozoa, Dictyosteliales, Dictyosteliaceae. The transcript is spliced from 2 exons.